Molecule: messenger RNA, 879 nt
Organism: Rotaria sp. Silwood1
Lineage: Eukaryota; Metazoa; Rotifera; Eurotatoria; Philodinida; Philodinidae
Source: the annotation of a GenBank genome assembly
AUGAACUCUGUCUAUGCAGGUUUCGUCAAGCGUAAUAUUGCUUGGAAUGGAAAUAACUGGGCUAUGGGUUGUGAUUUUGCCGAUAAUGAUAUGAAAAGCGUCCAAGUCCGUGGUGAAGAUUGUAGUGGAAGAUGUGCUGAAACCGCUGGAUGUACUCACUUUGUAUGGACCAAGUGGAAUGGUGGUACAUGUUGGAUGAAAAAAGGUUCUGUUUCCAAAAACGAUGCUAUUGCAACCAAUGAUCAAGACAUGGUCUGUGGUGUGGUCUCCUCAUCCAGACCUAUUAGUGUCGCCAAUGGAUAUAGCAUUCAAUUAAUGAAAUUAUUUUUGCGUAGUAGUAACACAAUCAACGUUUCGAAUCGUGGUUCACAGCCUAUUAGUGUCGGUUUCUUCAAGAAUACUGGCGCGAAUCAACCAUCAUUCGUAGCAGAAAAAGCGAUAAAUAUAUCACCGGGUGAAACACUGAGUGCUUCACUAGCGCAUGGAUGGGAAGGUCGUUUGCAGAAAUUGACUGGAGCUCCACAUGAUCCAGCUACAUGGGCUGAAAUUCAUUUCAAUGCUUGGCAAGAUAUGACAUUUUGCGAUAUAAGUCUGAUACGAGGAUUCAAUGGAGCAAUGGUUUUCUCGAGUGUAGAUGGACGUCUUCGAACAGGAUUUACGAAUGAUUUGAGACAGAGAGCGCCAAGUAAAUACAAAGUCAAAGAAUCAAAAGGCUAUGAUGUUCUUCAACCGACUGAACCCUACACAGGCGGUCGAAAUGAUGAAUUGGUAGCAUAUUAUCGCGAGAAUGUAUCAAAAGGAAAUGCUUACAUUAUCCCAGAUGAUCACUCUAGUUCGCAUGGUACCACAGACAAAAAGAUUAAUUUGGAAAUCUACUAG